Malus domestica (apple) is the source of this 1029-nucleotide messenger RNA. Its product is annotated as calmodulin-like protein 30. Gene Ontology annotation, molecular function: calcium ion binding. NCBI's taxonomy places the organism in Eukaryota, Viridiplantae, Streptophyta, Magnoliopsida, Rosales, Rosaceae. The record is from RefSeq and is a predicted model, not a curated record.
GAUACGUACAGAAGAUAACAGCUCGCAAGGACAUUGAAGUGAUGGUGGAUUUGGAUAAUGGAAAACCGCCAUGAGCUAAACAUAGUUAUUUCUUAUAAAUUUUUUUGUAUAUCGGGAAAUAUUUUACGAUUAGUUCGUAUAUAAGGAUCGGAGACGCCCAGUUUCUGCAACCUCGUAUUGACGGUUACCUGGACCGUUAUAUAAAAGUCUGAUUUUGGUUUUUGCUCUGAUCGCCUGAGAUGGAUAUGUCGAAUGUCAACUCCCUCGACUUCCAGUACAGCCUCUCAAAGCGGAAGUUUCUGUGCAAACCAUCUCGGAUAUUUUCCUUCCAAGACAGGAAAAACUCCGGCUUAGCACUUACUUUUGAGCCAAAUCACAAUGAGAUGAAGAAAGUCUUUGACAAGUUCGACUCCAACAAAGACGGGAAGAUAUCUCCGGCGGAGUACAAGGCCAUAUUGAGAGCACUGGGAAAGGGAAGUAAGGUUGGAGAAGUGCAGAAGAUUUUCAAGAUUGUUGAUCUGGAUCGGGAUGGCUUUAUCAAUUUCAAGGAGUUCUUGGAUGUACACAACGGAGGGAUUCGGACGAUAGACAUCCAGAACGCUUUUCAGAUGUUUGAUUUGAAUGGCGACGGAAAAAUAAGCGCAGAAGAAGUUAUGGAAGUGCUAACGGGAUUGGAGGAGAGUUGCAACCUUGACGACUGCCGGCGGAUAGUGAGAGCGGUAGACACUGAUGGGGAUGGUAUGGUUGACUUAAAUGAUUUCAUGACCAUGAUGACUAGUUCCAUGAGACGUGCAUAGAACAGUAGAGAUCCAAUUUGCAUUUGUGUUUGUGUGUGUUGAUGUAAAUCCAUGUGAAGACAAAUGCCUCUUUUCUUCGAGAUAAUCUGCUUUGUAACCAGCUGUAUGUGUCCUUAUGUUUAUCUCCCUGAUCACAUGCUCAAGACACAAGGGGAUAUACAACCAGAGAGAACUAAGAAUCUCUUCGAAACAAGGUUUAUUAACUUCAUCCAAAUUGGAAGCUGGCCAUCUA